AAGGGAUCCUUAGACCAGAACAGGUUUUAGGGAGCAACAAGACAUAGGAGAUGUGUGAGGGUUUGCAGAGGGACUACCAGAUUUGCGAAGAGAUCGGUCGGGGAAGAUUCGGUACAGUCUAUCGGUGCUUCUCGCAGGAAUCCGGUGAAUUCUUCGCUUGCAAGUCGAUCGACAAGCGUCUUUUGGCCGACUCCAUCGAUCGAGAAUGCUUGGAGAAAGAAACCAAGAUCAUGCUCCUCGUCAGCGGGAACCCUAACGUUGUCCAACUCUUUAACGUUUACGAGGACGACGCUUAUCUUCACAUGGUGAUGGAGCUCUGCGGCUCUUCCGAUCUUUACGAGCGUGUUUCCAAGAGGACUUUCUCCGAGGCUGAAGCGGCUGCCGUUAUGUCGCCGUUGAUGGAUGCCAUCGCUUAUUGUCAUAGGCGUGGUGUUGCUCAUCGGGAUAUCAAGCCGGAUAAUGUGCUCUUUGAUGAUCGCAACAUACUGAAGCUCGCGGACUUUGGUUCAGCCGAUUACUUUCACGAGGGGCGAUCCAUGAGGGGGAUCGUUGGGACUCCUUACUAUGUGGCGCCGGAGGUGCUGUCCGGAAGGGAUUACAAUGAGAAAGUGGAUGUGUGGAGCGCGGGGGUCAUUAUGUACAUAAUGUUGGCCGGAAUCCCUCCGUUCUACGGUGAGUCAGCGACUGAGAUAUUCGAGGCGGUGCUUCGUGCCAAUCUUCGUUUUCCGACUCGGAUCUUCCAUUCUGUUUCCCCGGCGGCCAAGGAUCUUUUACGGAGGAUGCUUUGCAAGGACGUCUCGAGGAGAUUCUCUGCGGAGCAAGUUUUAAGACAUCCAUGGAUCACAAGUGGAGGAGGAACGAGAUUGCUGAGCGACUUGGCUUAGAGCAAAAGAACAGAGGACCGAAAAAAGCGACUUCUAUAAAAAGUGUAAAGCGUGUAUCGGAUCGAAGGAGGUGUUGAGCUAUUGUACAUAUGCGCUUGUAGACGUCUCGUGUGGACUCGGGCUCGGCUCUUCUUGGAAGUCAGAUGGUUCCAGAAACCGAUUAUUCCAAGCAAGGAGUGGAAACUCCAGGAAAACAGCAAAACAGUUAAACAGGACAUCGGAGACUCUGAAAUCAGCCAAGACGGAGCACUACUGUUUUGUUUCUUUUUUUUUUCCUUUGUUUUUUGUUGUUGAGCGAGUUGUUUGAGAGACUUCUGGAGGAAGAGACUGUAGAUAUAUACGAAGUUGGUAAUGAAUACGGUUAUGAAAAUCUCCCCUUGUGCCAUGAUU
Nelumbo nucifera (sacred lotus) is the source of this 1274-nucleotide messenger RNA. RefSeq names its product phosphoenolpyruvate carboxylase kinase 1. Gene Ontology annotation, molecular function: ATP binding; protein kinase activity. NCBI's taxonomy places the organism in Eukaryota, Viridiplantae, Streptophyta, Magnoliopsida, Proteales, Nelumbonaceae. Gene Ontology annotation, biological process: protein phosphorylation. The record is from RefSeq and is a predicted model, not a curated record.